GCGGCGCGCUUCAAAUCAGUCGCGCCUGGACCUUCGUCACGGAGGGAUUUCGCGCGUUACUCACGCCUCUCUCUAUCUCGUAUCGUACUUGUCAUUCGUGCGAUCGUCGUUCUCGGUCUAAUCGUCGCCGCGAGGUGAACGCCGAUCGGCGACACGCGCCGCGAGUCUCUCUCUGUGCCGUACAAUCCGUGCUCCGGUUUCUUCGUUUUUUUUUUUUUUCUUUCAUCGGGUCAGUGCCGAGGUACGCCAUUACGCGAGUUCCACGCCGGCGGCGGUGACGCGCGUCGCCAGGGAUCAUCUCGUCGGUGGAUGCUGUUUGCACGUCUUCGCGUCGUAGCUGCCGCGAGAUCUCAAGGCUCAAGGACCGCCCGAUUAAAAAAUUGAAAACUCCGCUGUUGCGCAUCGUGUGUCGAUCGAACAAUCGUGUGGAGUAGAUCAUUUUCAAGGACUUUGAAAUAGACAUGUGCGUCAAGGGUCAACCGGACGUUGUUCGCCAAUGAUUCAGGGUGAGUGACAACGGCGACCAGGUGACAACAAGGACCGUGACGCACGUAGCCAACAAUCGACUGAAAAUGGCCAAAAGCGCUGAGAGAUUACCCGGUACUUCUACCAGACUUAGGACCAGAGACGACGGCUGCUGUUCCGUGAAUUUCUUGAAAUACGUUCUUCACAUUUACAACGUGGUGUUGUUUCUGUCCGGACUAGUGGUGGGUGGCAUCGGUAUCUGGACGGUGGCGGCGAAGCACAGCUACGUGUCCCUGAUGUCCACGUCGACGUAUCCUACUUUGGCCUACGCCCUGAUCGUCGCAGGUGUACUGGCUGUCAUCGGUAGCUGGCUCGGAUGCGGCGGCGUAACUUCUGAAAAUCGAUGUGUCCUCCUCGUGUAUGUCUUCGUGGUGAUGGCAGUGCUCGUACUGGAGGCAGGAGUCGGUGCGCUGGCGCGUCUCUACGAGGAACAAGUUGGUCCCGAAUUGAAGAUGAAUUUAAACCGCACCUUCCUGGAGAAUUACGCGGUGCGAUCCCGGGAAACCGCGGCCAUCGACCAGAUGCAGAAAGAAUUCAAAUGCUGCGGUGCCUUGAGAUUCGAGGACUGGCUCGUGAGCGAGUGGCAUAAGGACGAGGAGGUCCUCCGGAAUGGCAGCGUCGUACCUGACAGCUGCUGCAAGACGCCGACGUUUCUUUGCGGGAAAAGGGAUCAUCCCUCCAAUAUUCAGUACACGGGCUGUAUUUACAAGUUCCUGGAGACGACGAAGGACCAUUUGAUAAUCCUGGGCGCCGUCGGACUCGGCCUGUCGGUCCUCGAGCUCUUCGGCAUCGUUCUCGGCUCCUGCCUUUAUAUAAAGCUCAGGCACGACUUUGAUGACUGAGAAUUGCUUCAAUGCCCCGAGGGCAACAACAACGGCCAGUCGUGGUGCAGAUACAUGCAGAAUAAUCUGGAGACCGUUUGAUCGUCGGAGUAGGGGCGGGAGGACGCGCGAUUACAGCCGCGGGAUUGUACGGAUGAAAGGGAACCAUCCUCGGCCGCGGAUCCUCGUCUGCCACUCCCUCCCCCCGACGCGUUCGGAAAGGUAUCAACAAGUGAAAACGAAGGUGGCAAUAAAGAAACGACGCCGUCUUCGUCGAUCGUUACCUCGCUUCCCGCGAACUUUGCGCAAAUUACGUGAUUAGUGAUUACGGACAAUCAAAGUGGGAAGCGAAAAGUUCAAAGGUAAAAACAAAACGUAAAUUAUAAAAAUCGAUCCGACGUCCCGGGUCGCGAUCUGAAGGCGAAAGACGCCUCCGAUCGUUGAACACUUGUGCAACGGAGUUGGGUUUAAAACUCGUGUGCAUCGUCAUUAAAUAGAUCCUUUCAAAGACGGUGCCAUUAUGAGAUACAAAGGGGUAAAAAGAAAAAAAAAACUGCAACGUAUCGCGAGGAUUGCUUCUGAAAUCGAUCGGUUUUUCCGGUGCCUUCGUAAUGAUUUAUUUCUCAACAAUACCGUCUUCGUCGCGUCGUUUCGGAAUUUCUACGGAGCUGGCGAUGCCAACGGGUUUUAAGUCCGACUUUAGUGCCUUCUCGAACGGUGUUCCCACGUAAAACAAAUUUACAAAGAACAGUUUUAAUAAGCAAGCGUGCGUGGGCGCGUUUACGUGCGGUACGCAGGACCAGUAUAAUUAUCUCGAGUAUGUAUCUAAUAAGAAGUCGUUCGCGACCAGCGCAGCCGGGAUCGACUGCGCGACUCACGACUAGCCGAAAAUUGUAGUUCUUGUUGUCAAUGUUUGAAUAUUUUCUGUGGUAUUUUCUCCCGGAAACGAAAACAAGAGCCUGGGUCCUUUUUUAUAGCGCAUCGUCAGCCAACGUUAAUUAAACGAGCUCUAAUCUUCGCCGCCGAACACGGUAAUAUUUUACAAACUCGGCGAAAUUUCACAGGCGCUUCCGAAAGCGCUGCCUCCACUCGAUACUGCCAUUUGCAAAUUUACACAAUUUUCAAUUGCGGUCUGACAAGAGUGCGCCAUAAGAGCCAUGACAAAAAAAGAAGAGGCGAGUUUUUUAAUUUAUCGAUUGCGAAGCCGUAACUAAGCAUAGAGCGAAAGUGAGUCCCGAAAUGGAAUUUACCAAAAAAUUGUCAAAUAUAAUAUUUUCAAAUUUUAAAUUUUGCUGCCAUGCUCCCGACGUUUGAAACCUCAACACUGAAACAAAACAAUAAAAUUACAUCUUUGCUUAAUAUUUUACAGACACUUCAUGACUUUGAAUUAAUUGAAUUAUUUCCGAAUAUCGCUUUCUGAAUAUUUCUUAUCCUUCUUGCUUCUAUUACUUCGUAGAAGAAAAAUUUUAGCAGAUUAAAAAAAUCAAUAAAAAUCAAAAAGAUGCAAUUAGAAAAAUUAUAAUGUUUUUUAUGUUUGAGAAAACUUAAAUAAACGAAACGUUUCGUUUUAUUGAUAUUGAUUCAAAUAUUUUAUAAUAUUUGAAAUACUUAUAUAUAUGUAUAUAUAAAAUUUUUAUAUACUCCAUCUUAUUUGCUUGGUUAAUUCAUCUUGAUUCUAUUUGCAAUAGAAAUUUAAAAUAAUUAUUUUCAGUUAUAUCCAUUAAUACAUGUGAAUAACAUUUUUUUGUGUAUACGAAAGUUAUUUAUAAAUAAUUUAAACAAUUAUUAUAUCAUAUUUAUUAUAUUAUUUUCUCCAAAAACAAAAUUAAAAGGUUCUUAAAAAUAAAACUUUGCUGACAGGACAUACGAAAAACUAUUUGACUUUGAAAUGUGAACUUUGGCGUAUAAACGUUGCGUUUGCGCAUAAUAUGAUUGCUCAAUUAAUAAAUUGAACAACUCGCCUUCAUAUUGAGGGAGAAUCCACGUUACCGCGUCUGGCUUUUCCCGGAUAACAAAAGAGAUCUGAUCAAGUCGAGUAAUGUCAAUUUUCCUGCGAUCGGAUCGCGCGUCAUCGAGUUUCUUCUUCUCGAAAAAAGAGCCGCAUCUUUUCUUUCCUCGGCUCGCAUGCACUGCGCAGUAAAUAAAUAAUCUAUUUAUUUACUUGGAGAAAAACUACCUGCCGUAAACACGAUGACGGACCGAUCUGUAUCGAAGACAAAGCGAAAAUCGACAAAGCGAAAAUCGACUCGAUAGAACUGUAAACAGUGCCUUGAUGAUAUUCUUAAGCUCAGAGAUAUUUUAGAGUACGCGUAAAAAAAAAGAAAAUACGUCGUGACGAUGUAAAUUGUUAAAGAGGAACCAGCGGAGAAAGGGAAAAGGAGAGAGACUUUAGCGUGUAACAAAUUUCACAUACACAUACAUACAUACAUACAAGCAGCAUGUAUAUAUCCGUUGCUUCGCAAAUGAGUACAAGCCUUUGCACAUUAUUUAUGAUAAACGCUUUCGUCCGCGACAAGACAAAGGAGCGCGCCGCUUGGAUCGGCAAUUGUAAGCUACUGAAAUUUUUCCGCUGUGAUCCACGCGACGAAUGGCUGCGUUCAAAAAAGGGUUAAAUGAGUAACGGGUUAAACAAGUAAAUCUUUAAUAAAAUUGAUUCUUAAUAUAUAUAUACAAUAUAUAUUGUAAAUCGAGUUCAUUCUUGAUAAAAAAACCAAAGUAAUUAAAUUUUAUUCUAAUAAAAGGGAGCAUUCCGUUUGAUCACAUUGCAAUUGACCACAGUCACUCAUAAUUUUUCUUUUGAGACAUUGCCCAAUAUUACUUCGACAUAACCAAUUGCCCUUUGUUUCUACACUUAAUUAAUUUUAUUUUUUAAAGGCUCCAUUAAUACGUCCUGGGAGACAUCGAUGAUCCACGCUGAACUUUUCGUUCAGACGGAAAUGAGAGAUGUUUUAACUAAAGAAAAACAUAAUCAUGAAAUACUUUUUGAUAUUAUGCGUAAUUUAUAAUACAAUAAUAACUCAGGGAGUCAUCGAUGACUCACACGACGCUGCAAUCAGUUUUUUCAAUUUGAGAUAUGAUAUUACAUUACAAUUUUUAAUUUAUUACUUUAUGUAAAAAUUACCAACCGAAAUCGAUCGAUUGUUUGUAAAAGUUUGUUCAAAGUAACUAUAUUCGAAAACACACACAAAAGUACAUAGAAAUAUUUCUUUCCUUUUUAUUUUAUAGAAAUUAAAAUUUUUAUUAGUCAGACAUCGUUACAUAUCACCUUAAUUAUUAAAUGUUUAAUUAAUAAUUAAAUAAUUACUUAUAAAUGUUUGUAUAAAAUGUUAAUUUUAUUAAAUAAUUCUAUUAAAUGCAGUUUAAUUAAUCACGUAAAAUUGGUCCGGCACUUGUUACAGGAUUUCAAUCUAAAUAUCUUUUAAUAAGAAUGAAAGCUUAUUGAACUGCUUUUUAUGCUGAACGCGGCCAUUGAUCCUCCGCAUUUCCCUUAUGUCCCACGCGUUAUCGAAUUUUGAUAGGCAACUUAUUUCACAAUCACGACGGCCGAUCGUCAUCGACCGAUCCUUGAAGUCUUGCAAUUGCGGAUUUCAUCGAUGUUCUCGCGCUCAAAAAAGUCCAAACAUAUUUUACUACUGUACCAUCGCGUCAUAUGUUAUUUUAAUCUAAAUAUUAUUGUCCUCCCUUUGCUAUUAUGUAUACAUAUAUUAUCGACUAGUGUCUAGGCGAACUUUAUACAUAUUGUACAUAUCAAACGCUAUUCUGUUACAAAUAAAUGUUUAAAUCG
This is a messenger RNA of Solenopsis invicta (red fire ant), 5130 nucleotides long. RefSeq names its product CD151 antigen. The transcript has 8 exons. The record is from RefSeq and is a predicted model, not a curated record. The coding region runs from base 573 to 1367 and encodes 264 amino acids. Gene Ontology annotation, cellular component: membrane. NCBI's taxonomy places the organism in Eukaryota, Metazoa, Arthropoda, Insecta, Hymenoptera, Formicidae.